ACUAGUUUCAGUUAUAAGGAAGAGAAACUCACACAGUCACUGACACUGAGAGGAGAAAUGGCACAGAAAGGAGUUCAGCUGGACCAAGAAGCCUUCUCGUGUUCCAUCUGUUUGGAUCUACUGAAGGAUCCGGUGACUACAGCCUGUGGACACAGCUACUGCAUGAACUGCAUUAAAUCCCACUUUGAUGAAGAGGACAGGAAGAGAAUCCACAGCUGCCCUCAGUGUAGGAAGACUUUCAUACCGAGGCCUGUCCUGGAGAAAAACAUCAUGUUAGCAAAUUUAGUGGAGCAGCUGAAGAAGACUGGACUCCAAGCUGCUCCAGCUGAUCACUGCUAUGCUGGACCUAAAGAUGUGGAUGAACAUAAAGGCCAUGAAACAGUCCCAGCUGCAGCAGAAAGGACUGAGAAGCAGAAGGAACUCGAGGUGAGACGACUAAACAUCCAGCAGAGAAUCCAGGAGCGAAAGAAAGAUGUGAAGCUGCUUCAACAGGAGGUGGAGGCCAUCAAUGGCUCUGCUGAUAAAGCAGUGGAGGACAGUGAGAAGAUGUUCACUGAGCUGAUCCUUCUCAUCCAGAAAAGAAGCUCUGAUGUGAAGCAGCAGGUCAGAUCCCAGCAGGAAACUGAAGUGAGUCGAGUCAAAGAGCUUCAGGAGAAGCUGGAGCAGGAGAUCGCUGAGCUGAAGAGGAAAGACGGCGAGCUGGAGCAGCUCUCACACACAGAGGAUCACAACCAGUUUCUACACAACUACCCCUCACUGUCAGCACUCAGUGAGUCUACACACUCAUCCAGCAUCAAUAUUCGUCCUCUGAGCUACUUUGAGGAUGUGACAGCAGCUGUGUCAGAGACCAGAGAUAUACUACAGGACAUUCUGAGAGAGGAAUGGACAAACAUCUCACUGACAGUCACUGCAGAGGAUGUUUUACUGUCACAACCAGAGCCAAAGACCAGAGCUGAAUUCUUUAAAUAUUCACAUGAAAUCACACUGGAUCCAAACACAGCAAACACACAUGUGUUAUUAUCUGAGGGGAACAGAAAAGCAAAAUUUAUGAAACAACAACAGUCAUAUUUUGAUCAUCCAGACAGAUUUACUGGAUGGCGUCAGGUCCUGAGUAGAGAGAGUCUGACUGGACGUUGUUAUUGUGAGGUGGAGUGGAGAGGGGGCACUGUUUGUGUAGCAGUCACAUACAAGAAUAUCAGCAGAGCAGGGAGGGGAAAUGAAUGUGGAUUUGGAUACAAUGACAAAUCUUGGGCAUUAUAUUGUUACACAAACAGUUAUAAAUUUUUGCACAACAAUGUUAACACUGACCUCUCAGGUCCUCGGUCCUCCAGAGUAGGAGUGUACCUGGAUCACAGAGCAGGUAUUCUGUCUUUCUACAGCGUCUCUGAAACCAUGACUCUCCUCCACAGAGUCCAGACCACAUUCACUCAGCCGCUCUAUGCUGGACUUUAUAUUUGGGGAAACGGAGCCACUGCAGAGUUGAUUAAAGUCAAAUAG
Molecule: messenger RNA, 1497 nt
Organism: Oreochromis aureus
Lineage: Eukaryota; Metazoa; Chordata; Actinopteri; Cichliformes; Cichlidae
Product: tripartite motif-containing protein 16-like protein
Exons: 2
Coding region: 58-1497 (479 amino acids)
Molecular function (GO): protein binding
Source: RefSeq, a predicted model, not a curated record